AUGGCCACCGUUCAACUCAAGUUCUCCUUGCGGACCUCGUCCAACGCCAAAACCGUCCACCUGGUCGGCUCGUGGGACAACUACUCGCGCCAGCUGCCGCUGUCGGCCGAAGACAAGCCCGGUGCCUGGCUGGGCAAAUUCCGCUUCCAGACGUCGAUGCUGCAGCUGGGUGGCCGCUACUGGUACUACUACAUCAUGGAUGGGUACCGCGUUUCGCACGACCCGUCGGUCGACUACACCGUCGAACCCACAACCGGCCGCAAGCUGAACAUCCUGGACGUGCCGGGAGACAAGAGCAGCAGCCGCAGCAGCGGCGCCCCCAAGACCCGACGGGGCUCGACCAACAUCGCCACGGGCCGCGCGCUGUCGCCGUCCAAGAUCCACCACCCCAAGCCGUCCAAGCCGUACGCGUCGCGCCAGCUGCGCGAGGCCGACUUCGCGCCCACGGUCGACGAUCUGACCCGCCGCUUUGCCGGCUCGCGUCUGUCGGACGAGUACUCAUACUCCAACAGCCCGCCCAGCUCCGUCGGCUCGUCGCUGUCGUCGCGGUCCUCGGGCUCCACCUCGCCUUCGUCGCUGUCCUCCAUGAGCGACCCGCCCCUGCCGCAGUGCCGCUGCGAGCGCUAUGGCAUCACCCGCAAGGGCGACCGCGUCAAGCUCGACUGUGGCGGUGACCGCUGCGGCUAUAUCACCGAGUCAGACGAUGCCAGCUGCUCCGAGUCCGAGGACAGCGAUGAGGAGUACCGCCGUGCCCGUAGUGCUGUGCGUCGCCAGGGCAUUGUUGUGCGCCGCUAG
This is a messenger RNA of Penicillium alfredii, 795 nucleotides long. RefSeq names its product GTP-binding protein EsdC (gene esdC). The record is from RefSeq and is a predicted model, not a curated record. The transcript has a single exon. Lineage: Eukaryota; Fungi; Ascomycota; Eurotiomycetes; Eurotiales; Aspergillaceae. The coding region runs from base 1 to 795 and encodes 264 amino acids.